Messenger RNA from Sebastes umbrosus (honeycomb rockfish), 5624 nucleotides. RefSeq names its product solute carrier family 24 member 4b (gene slc24a4b). Lineage: Eukaryota; Metazoa; Chordata; Actinopteri; Perciformes; Sebastidae. The record is from RefSeq and is a predicted model, not a curated record. The coding region runs from base 669 to 2444 and encodes 591 amino acids. Gene Ontology annotation, biological process: intracellular calcium ion homeostasis; calcium ion transmembrane transport. The transcript has 17 exons. Gene Ontology annotation, cellular component: membrane. Gene Ontology annotation, molecular function: calcium channel activity; calcium, potassium:sodium antiporter activity.
UGGAAGCAAAAGGGAGCUCUCUCUCCUCUCCUCUCUCUCAUCUCCUCUGCACUGAGCUGAGCUGAGCUGAGCUGAGGAGGAUCCAUGUGAAGUGGGAGGCGCCCGAGCAGAGCCGAGCUGAGCCGAGCUGAGCUGAGCUGCUGCACGACUGCUGCCGGUCGAAUCCAACAAUUAACCUUGAUGAGCACAGAUUGUUUGCACUUAACAGUUGCAGGUGCGUGCAGAGCUGUUUCCACGGUUUUAUAUGGCUGACGCAUUUUUAUGCCAAACACAAAAACUACACGGAUAUUUUUUCUCUCUCUCGGGACAGGAUUGUGCAAUGGGAGGGUCUGAUGUUCAUCCUCUUGAAUUCAGGAGCUGAAUUGAUUUGAUUUGGAGACCCUUUAUAUGGGGAUUUGACCGCCUGCAUCUCUACAAGAAGAGGGAGGGAGGAAAAAAACGGUCCCCUGCUUCAUUACCACCACUCUCCAAUCUGUGCACCCUGGAGGACGGCUGGCUUGACAUGAUGAGGAGCACAUCAUCCCGGCUGUGAAGAGGCUCAAGCAGCAGCAGCAGCAGCAGCAGAAGGGUGCAGGUUGCAGGUGCAGUUUCUUCAGCUCUUCAAGGACGCAACAUCACACCAAACCAAAAAGUGGCCGCCGAGCUGAGCUGAGCUGCGGAGGAGGAGCAUGGAGCGGGACGACACCGACACCGUGUCCAAAAAGACAAUAAUGGACAAGAUAUUUAAAGUUCGCAAGAGGAGGGAGAUGCUUUUCGUGCAGGUGUGCUUCAUCUGCAGUGCCCUGUUCGUGGCGUGGAGCAUGUCGGCGCUGCUGACCAAGACAGGCCAUGGGAUGAUCGUGGAGGGACAUCCGGACAUCGACCACUGGGGGAGACGGCUAAUGGCGUCAGAACCGGACAACGAAACGGAGCAGAAGAACUGUUCAGCGCCAGCAAUACACGAGUUCCCCCAUGACUUUUUCACCCCCAGUGAACGUAGGAGCGGCGCCGUUCUGCUCCACAUUACGGCGGCGCUCUACAUGUUUCUGGCCCUCGCCAUAACGUGCGACGAAUACUUUGUGACAGCGCUGGAGAAGAUCUGUGAGAAACUAGAUCUGAGUGAAGAUGUUGCAGGAGCCACCUUCAUGGCAGCUGGCAGCUCUGCACCAGAGCUUUUUGCAUCCGUCAUUGGUGUCUUCAUCACACACGGAGAUGUGGGGGUGGGCACCAUCGUUGGCUCAGCGGUCUUCAACAUCCUUUGCAUCAUUGGUGUCUGCGGGAUCUUCGCUGGACAGGUGGUGAUGUUGACCUGGUGGGCCGUUUUCAGGGAUUCCUUCUACUACAUCCUGUCUGUUUUGGCUUUAAUUGCAUUCAUCUACGACGGGAAGAUUGUUUGGUGGGAGAGUUUGAUACUGGUGCUCAUGUAUGCUGGAUACAUCCUCGUCAUGAAAUUCAACUCCAGCAUGCAGAGAUUUUUCAUGGGGUCCAAGUCGAAGAAGAAGAACGUGGCCAACGGUAACGCUGCGGCCAGCAGUGAGAUGGAGGACGUCAAGCCCUCCAAGGCUUACCACCGUGGAUCGGUGGUGAUGGUGGACGAGAUCAUGAACGCCAGCCCGUCAAAGUUCAGGUUUCCAGAAGCCGGCCUCCGUGUCAUGGUCACCAGCCAUUUUGGACCCAAGACCCGUCUGCGCAUGGCCAGUCGCCUCAUCAUAACAGAGAAGUUGGUCCAAGCUGCUAACGGAGUGGAGACACAAGUGAUUGACGGGAAGGUUGAAAUCGAGAAUGGAAACGUGCCGGAGGACAAACCCGCCGAGACGCAGGAGAACAUAACCAUCUCGCCGUUUCAUAUUCCAAGGGGUAUCGGCAGCAAGUUUAAGUGGCUGAUCUCGUGGCCGCUGCUCCUGUUGCUCUUCCUAACCGUCCCGAACUGUGCUAAACCUCGCUGGGAGAAAUUCUUCAUGGUCUCCUUCAUCCUCUCCACCGUCUGGAUCGCCAUCUUCUCCUACUUUAUGGUCUGGAUGGUGACUAUAAUCGGGUACACUCUGGGGAUCCCUGAUGUCAUCAUGGGCAUCACUUUCCUGGCAGCAGGCACCAGCGUCCCAGACUGCAUAGCCAGUCUCAUUGUGGCUCGGCAAGGUUUGGGAGACAUGGCGGUGUCCAACACUAUCGGCAGUAAUGUGUUUGAUAUUCUCGUGGGACUCGGGGUUCCCUGGGCGAUACAGACCAUGUGUGUCAGCUAUGGAUCGGUGGUGAUGAUUAACAGUCGGGGUCUGGUGUACUCGGUGGUGCUGCUGCUGGGCUCUGUGGCCCUCACGGUGUUGGGGAUCCACCUGAAUGGCUGGAGGCUGGACGUGAAGCUGGGCAUUUACGUCCUGGUGUUGUACGCCAUCUUCCUCUGCUUCUCUGUCAUGAUCGAGUACAACGUCUUCACAUUCGUCAACCUGCCCAUGUGCAUGGAUGAUUAGAGCACAGCAGCAUGCCUCGGAUACCAAAACCUCAACGCUCCCAUAGCAUACCCCCAAAUCUUUUUCUUUUCUUUCAAUAAUACUGGACCUAUCUGCAGACUUUUUUUCCCCCCUCUCUUGCGCUCUUUUCUUGUAAUCCCUUUUUGUCCCAAAUUAUGAAUCUCAUUUUCCUCGAGAGGCAGUACACGCUGUGAGAGUGGACUCCAUUCUAUGUCUCUAAUUUGUCCUCUUUGUCACACAGUGCCGGUCCUUAAUGCCCAUUAUUUCGGGCAUUGCCUGUUAUUGCAGUGAAGUCUUUAGUUCCUCUGUGCGCCUGUUACCUUUCUAACCCAUCUAGCAUGCCUUUUAGAUGUCGGGGACCUCCAGAAUCAUAAGUGCCCCUGUUGAUUGUCGGUGUGUGUUUUCACUGUUUCCACAUUGUAGAUUUCCACACACCAUUUCCAAAGCCUUUCCACAAACCAAACCAGAGUCUGUGAAGAAGAAAAAAAUUCCAACCAAAACCCCCACAUAGAGAUAACUCUCCUUCCUAAAAGAAUUACCCUAGCACCCAAAGAAAAAAACUCCUUCUCCCCUGUCGACCCCCGUGGAGGAGGGCUUUGUCCUCGGCAGCUCCCCUCCUCCAGCCUGGACCCGACUCCCCUGGCAUGGCCUUUGGCAUCAGGGAGCAGAUACUGUUAGCGCUUCUUCACCCUCCGCAACUCCUCCCAACCUUCAUCUGCUUGAUCAAAUCUGCUUUUUCUUUAACAAAAAAAAAAAAAAAAAGACGUUUUGUCAGGACACUUGUGUGUCGAGAUGUAUCACAGUCCAGGAUCAGACGACUGUGAGGGUGUUAUGCAUAUGCAGCACUGCACAAUGUAAACUUGUAAACACUUCUUUUUUUUUGUAUUUAUUUUUUCAAACCAAGGUUUUUUGUCUAGUAUGAAAUACGGAGGAGAGCUUGUUGCAAAUAUAGGACAUUGCCUGUUUUUCACUGAAACAAAAUUGCACAUGGAAAAUGCUUUUUUUUUGCUUUGUGCUGUAAGGAGAUUUGACCACUCAGAGGGGGAAUCUGGCAUGUGGUGGUGGUGGCGGUGACUCCACUCCAGCGUCAUUCAGCGAUGGUCAGUCCACUUUUCCCUCUGCACAACUUCAGAAAACAAAGCUCCAGAUCUGUGGGAUGCAGCAGCCGAUUUUUUGUCAUCAUCAGGUGACCUUUUGCAGAAUGGAGGUCGUUGUUUUAAAGAAAAUGCAAAAGAAACCAGACGGCUCUCAACACUUGACUGUCUGCUCUAACACCCUCUGGCCAGUAGGGGGUACCGCAGCCCCUCUACCCAGGGCGGGGGGGUGCCAACCACAGCCGGCGGUUAUCAGGGAAACUCGGAGAUGGACAACUCCAGCAGAUGGUGGUGGCGAUGGUCUCUUGAUUUUGAGUUACAUGUAGAUAUUGCACUUUAACAGCCGUCCUCUCAUUCUGAAUCAACUAGUGCUUCCUUCUGUGCGUUUGUAUUUUCAGUGUAUAUGUGACUGUGUGUGUGUGUGAGGGAGAAUAAGUGUGUGUGUGUGUGUGUGUGUGUGCGUGCGUGCGAGAGAGAAUAAGUGUGUGUGUGCGUGCUCAGUAUGGGCCCACGCUAUGUUUUCCCACGCCGGGCUCUCAACUCUCGGAACAUACUGGAACCUCGUUAAACAACCAUGAGCACACCCCGCCUCUGUCUGCAGUGCAUGCUGGGACAUUAAAAAACAAAACGCAGCUCCUCCACACACAGCACAGCAAAAACGGCUGAGGGGCUUCCGGGCGUCUCCAUGGAAACCCACUUUACAAAAAUCGGCAGCUACGAGCACUGCAAUCCAGACAUUUUGACAUCAUGCAAAAACGGCCCUGCGAGGAGUCCACUGAGUGGAGGUGCAGAGACUUUUAAAACAAAAGCGUGGUGGGGAAGUGUUUUGUGAGAAUAUUCCUGUUGUCCACGCCGUUGGCAGCAGGCUCUUGUAUAUGCAAUCUCAAUUUAAAGAAUUCUAUGUGACAGAAGGCCCCCCCCCCCCCCUGCGAGGUUUGCCAUAUUACGACGGGGGACCCCGUGGAGAUGUGACGUCGGUUUGUCUAGUAGUACUUGAUGUGUGAGCUCACAGGUGUGUGUGUGUGUGUGUUAGUGAGGAACUGAAAAAGGUGGACGUUUUCUGGAACAGUGAGGGCAAGUCCUCCACACACUCUUCUUUUUUCCGUCCCCUCUUGCACAAGGGCAUUAACUCUCCACCAACCCUGGCUGACGGAGCAGCAGGGGAUGGAUGAAUGGAUGGCUUUCCUCCACCGCCCUGGGGAUGUUUUUCAAAAAGGACAUGGAUGAGAGCAGACUUUUAAGGAUUUCAAAAAAAAAAAAAGAGAGAACAAGUUGGACCCCCUUAAGCUGCUACUCCAUCAGGGUUCAAACUGGAAGGAGGUGACCACACAGGGCCUCCACACACCCACUGACAUCCUUGUACACCUCCCCCUCAACCCUUUCAGUGGGUCUUCUGUACAUACAGGACCUAUUUUUGGAUGCUUUUUUUGUGGGGGAAAGCACGUCUGUACUGUACUUGAGUUGAUUCAGAAUGUGCAGUGUUCAUUUUUGUGUGUGUAUAUUUUUUGCUCUGUGUGGUCAUGUCCCGGGUUGCCAGGUUUGAGUGGUAACACACACACACAGCAGGGGGAAAAAAACUCCUCUUCUUCUUUUUGUCCUCAUCUUGACACACAGCGUACGUUCUCACCGGUUGUCUGACUCGCAUCUUUGUUACCACUUUUUUUGGAAGAGGAAGGAAAAAAAACAAAACAUCAGAUGCCAUACUUGUCAUAGCUCUGCAUAAAUUAACAGAUUGUAUGGAGAAUCCUGUGUACAAAAUAAAGCGCACAUUACUUUAGAUAAACACACACACGUUAGAAAUGGCAAGCGAACACACAAAGAGAGGACCGGUAUGUAUUUCUUGAUUGAAUGCGACCUGAUGCACUGUGAGCUCAAUGUGACGUGGGAGUUGUUUGUCAAGAAUAAUAAAUGAUUAAAAAAUAUAUUUAAUGUAAAGUUAGUUACUAUAAAAACAUUACUGAGGACAUCUGUAUAACUUAUAUGAAUGUAUUGUCUUGCUAUACUGGACAUAUCCAACCAAUGCAUUUUACUGUAAAGCAAUAAUGUGAAGAAAAAAAAAUAAAAUGGCAAAAAUAAUUCCUGUACA